UGAGGUGCAGCUUCAUAAUCAAGCCCACAGGCGCCCGUCAAUGACGCCAGCACAGGUUUCAUGCAGGAGCACCGCUAAAUUGGCGCAGAUUUAUAGUUCAGGGCCCCUUCUUCACCUGCAGCCUCCCCUCCCUUGUGUAUGUCCAAUCAUUCUCAGCUAGAGUUAUGGCGCCAAACGCCUCAGGACAAGCGAUUGACGAUUUCUUCCAUCCGUGUGACAGCUCCAGCAACUGGUCUGCGCCGCAUUCCAGCCGGGUUUUAUGUCGCUGUCGAGAUCGACCGAACCCUUUGGAGAACAGCCGUUAAAGCGGAAGUACCGUCAAGCAAAGUCGUGCAGUGGGAUCAGAUUUUCGUCCUUCCCACAGAUAAUUCAGCGAUAGUAUCUCUGAGGAUCUGUGCAGCCUUCGAAUUUGAACGUAUGCUUGGGCGCGGCGAGUUGAUGCACGAAGCUCAACUCACAGUCGGAGAACUCUUGCACCACAGUAACCAUUUCCUACCCAUCUUAUUCUCCCAUGCCGGUGAAUCAACAUCUCUCCUGGUAACGGUUGACCGUGGCCCCGAAGACGAACCCGGUGCAACUCAAUUCGGCCAACGCUACUCCCCCGGAUCUGAGGACUCACAAUUUCUUGGACAAAUGACAGAAACCGGUCAGAAUCUACUCGCAUGCUAUCGCCGCACUCGUUGCAUCUCAGACUAUCACGCAGCCACAGAGCAGCUGCGCCUCACGCUUGGUUAUUGUGGCAGUGAUCACCCUGACCGUGCAGCGGCCUUAACUAAUUUAGCUGACGUUCUUGCCAUUCACCCACACAUCGAAGAAAGCGAUUACGCCAUCAACGCCCCUAUCUCCCUGUAUCAGGAGGCGCUGGAGCUACGCAGACCAGGGCACGCAGACCGUUCCUUGGCGUUGCUCAAGCUUGGACUCGCACUGCUAUACCGUUUCCAAAUACGGAAGAACCCCGCAGAUGUAAUGGCAGGGCAAGAACUGCUGAAUCGUGCGCAGGGUGUCUGUUCGGAUGAUAAUGCCGAUAUCAAACCCGUCUUUGACGCAAUCAGGAGCGCUACUUCUACUAGUACGUCAAGAAGCCACUGCUCUUCGCCGGCACCUCCGAGUCCAUCACCAUCUUCACCGCUUUCACAAAUGCCAAUGCAUUCCACGCCAUCACAGCCUCAUAAAUUCCCUGAGGCACUGGGACGCACUGCUGACCUAUCAACACGUUCUGCUCCGCUGUCGAUGAGAAGCGUGAACGGUGAAUCGUUGCCACAGCAUGGACAUGCAGAACAGUUCGGAGAUGAGAAAGGCUCUGCCACAGUUUUCUAUGAAACCAAAGCACCACUAGCAGCCUGUCAGUCCACACACGCCCCCUCGCGUCCGGGAACUCCAUAUACAAACUCUGUUACGAAGCCUCCCAAACUACCGCCAGGAACUCCACACCGAGAAUGUAACACGAAGUUGCUGGCCCCUGCUGUGGAAAUGCGGGUGAUGCAGCCACAACAGGCUAAAUCUGUCUCAUCACCGCUCACACCCAGCUCUUUCCUCCCCUUGCCGGUACCAGCUGCUCAGGCCCCAGAUUCGUUCAUCUCGAAGCCGUGUAUAGCAUUGAUUGCUGGUGGCGUGUCUCUGUCUAUUCUCCUCUUGAUGACGUGUCCAUCGCAUGGGCUAUGGCUUUGAUUAAUGUUAUUAACUUAUUAUUGGUACCUUCAUUCACAUCUGUAAUACUAGGAUCACGUUACAUUUAUUCUGUACCAUCGAACUGUAUUUACUGAUGUAUCCAUUAUGAUUUAGCUCGC
This is a messenger RNA of Suillus paluster, 1787 nucleotides long. RefSeq lists its product as uncharacterized. The transcript has 5 exons. Bases 139 to 1668 code for a protein of 509 amino acids. The record is from RefSeq and is a predicted model, not a curated record. NCBI's taxonomy places the organism in Eukaryota, Fungi, Basidiomycota, Agaricomycetes, Boletales, Suillaceae. Gene Ontology annotation, molecular function: protein binding.